Ascoidea rubescens DSM 1968 is the source of this 567-nucleotide messenger RNA. RefSeq lists its product as uncharacterized. The transcript has 2 exons. The coding region runs from base 1 to 567 and encodes 188 amino acids. The record is from RefSeq and is a predicted model, not a curated record. Lineage: Eukaryota; Fungi; Ascomycota; Saccharomycetes; Ascoideales; Ascoideaceae.
AUGAAAUCAUCGAUUUUAAAAAUAGUCGAUUUUAAAAAUAGUCAAUUAACACUAAAAGCGAUGAUAUUGGCUUUUAUUUUUGAAGACCUUUGGGAUUCAAAUCUUCAGUUAAAAAAACAAAUUAUCAGUGAUUUCUAUAACAAAAUUUCUAAAAAUGAUAUGAACCAAAAAUCAUUUUUAGCUGCAUUUAGCUCUACUGUCCCCCUAGAAAGUGAACAGAUUAUAAUAAAGAUAUUUGACCCAUUUGAUGCAAAAUCCAAACAUGAAUACGAAAAAUUAACAUAUGGAGAGAGAAUUAAACUUUGUUAUAGCUCAUUCAAAAAGGAAACACAUAUUUAUGAAGUUAUCAAAAACCACAAUAUGAAAUGUGAAAGUUCCCAAAUCAUUAAUAUUCCAACAAUAUAUCAAACUGGUUGCUUGAUGAUUAAUUCCAAUUACCUUUAUGAAUUCUGUGGGUUAUAUAUAGCAAUGCAGUAUUUAGGUGAUAGCAAACUUGCUACAGAAUCAGAUUUCAAAAAAGGGCUUUCAACAGCUUUCUUUGCUACAUCAAUUGCAAAUAUAUCGUAA